Messenger RNA from Pteropus alecto (black flying fox), 738 nucleotides. Its product is annotated as putative methyltransferase-like protein 21E pseudogene. Gene Ontology annotation, biological process: peptidyl-lysine methylation. Gene Ontology annotation, molecular function: protein-lysine N-methyltransferase activity. Lineage: Eukaryota; Metazoa; Chordata; Mammalia; Chiroptera; Pteropodidae. The transcript has 4 exons. Gene Ontology annotation, cellular component: cytosol; cytoplasm. The record is from RefSeq and is a predicted model, not a curated record. Bases 1 to 738 code for a protein of 245 amino acids.
AUGGAUCCAGAAGCUCAAAAAGAAAACAGAGAAGACAGUGCUGACAAAAAAGUGGUGGUAGAGAUCAUGGCAAGAUGUUUUAUUCCAGCUCUAAUAACCACCACCUCCUGGGAGGGAUUUCAUUUUGUUGGUCAUGAUAUUCGAAUUACUGAAGCCACAGACUGUUAUGGUGCUGUUGUUUGGCCCUCGGCCCUUGUUCUAUGCUAUUUUCUGGAAACAAAUGUAAAGCAGUAUAAUAUGGUUGACAAAAACGUGAUUGAAAUUGGAGCUGGUACAGGGCUAGUCUCUAUUGUGGCAAGUUUACUUGGUGCUUAUGUGACUGCCACAGAUUUGCCUGAAUUACUUGGAAACCUGCAAUAUAAUAUUUCCCGAAACACCAAAAUGAAAUGUAAACAUUUGCCUCAGGUUAAAGAACUCUCCUGGGGCGUAGCUUUAGACAAGAACUUCCCCAGGUCCUCCAAUAAUUUCGACUAUAUCCUGGCGGCUGAUGUUGUCUAUGCUCAUCCUUUCCUGGAGGAACUCCUCAUUACUUUUGACCAUCUGUGCACAGAAACUACCGUCAUCCUCUGGGUCAUGAAAUUCAGGUUAGAGAAAGAAAAUAGAUUUGUAGACAGGUUUAAGGAGUUGUUUGAUCUGGAGGAGAUUUCUAGUUUUCCUAGCCUGAAUAUUAAGUUGUAUAAAGCUAUGAAAAAAAUCAGAGGAAUGCAUGAUGUCCUCAAAGGAGGACUUGGAAAGUGA